Molecule: messenger RNA, 7628 nt
Organism: Anas platyrhynchos (mallard)
Lineage: Eukaryota; Metazoa; Chordata; Aves; Anseriformes; Anatidae
Gene: SNX29
Product: sorting nexin 29
Molecular function (GO): phosphatidylinositol binding
Source: RefSeq, a predicted model, not a curated record
CACUCCCCGGGCCGCUUUUGGAACGCGAUCGCGCCCCGAAGCGCUGCGGCCUCGCCUCCCUCAGCGACGCCGCCUCACGGCGUUUGGGACCGGGCGGGCCCUGCGGGCGCUGAGGGCCACGCUCGGCAACCGACAGCCGGUGCAAAGCCCUCGUUUAUCCCCGCCGUGUUUAUCUUCCGGAGCGGCUGGGGGGCGGCUUUCCGGGGUGGAGCGUGUGCCGGGACCGGCCCGGCUCCGGGCCGUGUGGGAGCGGCUCUGGCUGAGGGAGGUGGUGAGCCCAGCGGGCACCAUGAGCGUUUCACAGAACAAUGACACUAAAAGACAGUUUCUUCUAGAACGGUUACUGGAUGCAGUUAAGCAGUGUCAAAUACGAUUUGGAGGAAGAAAAGAAAUUGCUUCAGAUUCUGAUAGCAGAGUCACUUGUUUGUGUGCUCAGUUUGAAGCUGUGUUACAGCACGGUCUGAGGAGGAGCCGAGGAUUAGCAUUAACAGCAGCAGCAAUCAAACAGGCAGCAGGUUUCUCCAGUAAAACUGAAACAGAGCCAGUGUUUUGGUACUAUGUGAAAGAAGUUCUGAAUAAACACGAACUGCAACGCUUUUACUCUCUAAAGACAAUUACUACAGAUAUUGGCAGAGGCCGGGCUUGGUUGCGCUGUGCACUGAAUGAACAUUCCCUGGAAAGAUAUGUUCAUAUGCUGCUUGCAGACAAGAAUCGACUUAGUGUCUUCUAUGAAGACUGGUCUUUUAUGAUGGAUGAAGAACGUUCUAGUAUGAUCCCUACAAUGGCAGCGGGUCUGAACUCCAUUCUUUUUGCCAUCAACAUUGAUAAUAAGGAUUUAAAUGGACAGAGCAAAUGUACACCCACAGUGUCUGAUCUGUUAAAGGAAUCAACACAAAAUGUAACCUCAUUAUUGAAAGAAUCCACUCAGGGUGUUAGCAGCCUUCUCAGAGAGAUAACUGCAUCCUCUGCUGUCUCCAUCCUAAUAAAACCUGAUCAAGACACUGACCCACUUCCUGUUCUCUCAAAGAAUGUAAAUGCUGACUUGAAAUCUAAAAAGGAUCGCAAAAAGAAGAAGAGAGUGACAAAUAUAAUCUCAUUUGAUGAAGAGGAAGAUGAACAAAAUGUGGGGGAUGCCACAAAACCUCUGGUUACAGGAGAAAGUUCAGAGGAGAAUUUAGAUAAAUCUUCAGUUUUUAUAUUACCCUCAUCUGAAACCAGUCUUGGAAAAAGUUUGAGCGGAAAUGAAAGUAACCAUUCAUGGAAAAGCAAUUCAGUGUUCAUGAAUGGAGAAUAUGAAUACCAGAAACUAGAUGUGAAGAGUAUUGAUGAUGAAGAUGCAGACGAAGAUGAGCUUUAUGGAAAAACACUAGGAAAUAAAGGCACAGAAAAUGAAAUUGAACCUUCAGAAAAGCCUCAUGAAAUAGUCACAUGCAACUCUCAGAUAUGCAGUUGGAGUCCUCUGCAGGUCCUGAAUGAUGACUCAGAUGUUCUAUUUCCUGUCAGUGCUGUUGGCUCUUACUCCCAGACUGAUAACCUGGAGAAUGGAGAGAGACAUGAAAGUGGUGUUCAUGCAGUAGAACUGAUUCCAAGAAGAUCUGAUCAUCCUUACAGACUGGAAGUCAAUCCUGCAGCUCAAGUGAAUACUUUAAGCAAUAUGUUGCCUUCAGCCACUGUGCCGGAAUCCAUGACAAUUAACGAACUUCGUCAAGCUAUUGUGGCCAUGAUGAACAGAAAGGAUGAACUGGAAGAACAGAAUAGGUCCCUGCGAAACCUGCUUGAUGGAGAGAUGGAGCAUUCUGCAGCACUGAGGCAGGAAAUGGACAACUGGAGAAGGAAAGUAGCAGAACAGGAAGAGCGGCAUGCCACAAAAGUCCAAGCCUUGGCAAGAGAAAAUGAGGUGCUAAAAGUGCAACUUAAGAAGUAUGUUGGAGCUGUCCAGAUGCUCAGAAGAGAAGGUCAAACAGUGGAAGUUCUGCCAAACAUUUGGAGCACUGAUGGUGAAUUUACUAUUCCAGACCAAAAGCAAGCAGAAAACAACGAGGAACUAGCCAGCUCUUAUGAAAGAAAAUUGAUUGAGGUGGCUGAAAUGCAUGGGGAACUGAUUGAGUUUAAUGAGAGGCUGCACCGUGCUCUGAUGGCUAAAGAAGCUCUUGUGUCCCAGAUGAGACAAGAACUAAUUGAUUUGAGAGGGCCGGUCCCUGGAGAUUUGAGUCAAACAUCUGAAGAUCAGAGCUUGUCAGACUUCGAAAUAUCAAAUCGUGCUCUUAUUAAUGUUUGGAUUCCCUCUGUCUUUCUGCGUGGAAAAGCUGCUAAUGCAUUCCAUGUUUAUCAGGUUUAUAUUAGAAUAAAGGAUGAUGAAUGGAAUGUGUAUCGAAGGUAUGCAGAAUUCAGAAGCUUACAUCAUAAGUUACAGAAUAAAUACCAGCAAGUAAGGACUUUUAAUUUUCCACCAAAAAAGGCCAUUGGAAACAAGGAUGCAAAAUUUGUAGAAGAGCGACGCAAACAGCUACAAAAUUACCUAAGGAACGUAAUGAACAAAAUUAUUCAAACUGUGCCAGAAUUCACAGCCAAUCCCAAAAAAGAGACUCUUAUUCAGCUGAUGCCCUUUUUUGUUGACAUUCCACCUUCUGGAGAACCAGUAAGCAAAAUCAACCGCUCGAGAGUGACUACCCGUUUCCCUAAACUGUCUCGCAGCCAUCAAAGAGAGCCCCGAAGCCUGGAACCUCAGAGUGGUGAUCUUUGACCCUUUUUCGUAAUUGUGAAUGCUGGAACCAUGUACUUUAAGUUGCUCUGUGAUUCCUUCCUAGCUUAUAUUUAUAAUUUAAGCUCCUGAAGAGACUACAGCUGCAUCAACUUAAAUCCUGAAAGGAGACAUUCAUAACUAAGGGUCAUAUCCUGAUUAAAUACUUUGGAAGGCAGUAAUCACUUUCUCAAAAGGAAUGCAAGAGCUCUUCACUGGGGCUCAGCAAACAGAUAGGCAUUUUAUUUGUUUUCUGAAGCUGCAUUGCACAUAUUCUCCUUUGUUCUUCUGAAGUUACAUUCUUCUGAAUUCCUUGUUUGUAUUGUUUUGUCUCACUUUCUACAUGUACAUUUUUCUGGUCCAGACAUGGGUAUCGUGUCACCACAAUUUAUUUUCCUUAAAGAACAGUUAUGAUUAUUACUACUUAAUAUGUCAGAAAGAUGUGCUUGAAAGAACCUCACUAAUUUAUUACCUUUUGUAAAUAGAAAUACUUUUUUUUAAUUAUUAUUGUAAACCUCUGAUACACACAAAAGUUUUUUUAAAAAAACUUGACAAAGUAGGUGACAAGGGAAAAACAGUACAGGUGUAAAAAUAGCUUUUCUAUGUUUCUAGUUAGGUGUUCUCAAUAGCUUUCAUUUGUGGGAAGUAAUUCUUUAAAAUCAGAGAAUGUAAUAAUUCUUAGUGAAAUUUCAGUCUUGCUAUAAGGCUGGGUGCAAUAUUAUUAAUUUCUACAAACCACCACAAGUAUAUACAAAAUCAGCAUGAUACAAAAGUGUUUUCAAGUCUUGGGUUAUAUUUUAUUAUUAAUUUGUCACUGAUGCUACAGAACAGUCCUUCAUCAUUAACUGGGCAGCUGGAAUUCUUACUCUUUUUAAAAAUCCUUCACAUAGUGAUAAUUAAGAAUUGCCUGUAAUGAAAGUGCCUGUUACCCAUCACCUCUCGCUGAACAGUAAUCUGUGAUGGUACUGCUGCAAGAGUAACUGAAAAAAAAAAAUUGACAAGAAUUAUUACAAGUGAUGGAAGUCCUGACAUGGAUUAACUGGAAUCCAGUUCAGCAUCCAUUAGCUGUACUGCCACAGGCAGUUAAUUAUGUGUCAGCUAUCUUCCUUUCUUCAUUAAGUUUAAGCAGUGCACACUGAAAUUUUCUAUCAAUUGUAUUCUGGUUUUCCGUUGUGUAAGAAUAUCUUUCUUCUCAGAAGUUUUUCUUUUGGAGAGCAUUAACAUGGUGUAUCUUGUCAUUUUAUUAUCUGUUAAUUUUAUUAAAUUCUCCCAUCAGUAGAUCAUGAAAUCUCAUGUUACCCUGCAAGAGAAAAAAAAAGCCACCCCAACAACAACUGAUGAUUAAUAAACUCUUUACAUCAGUGCUCUAUCAAAGUUCUGGCAAACUGGAACUUCUGCUUUUCAGACCUGUGACCAUUGUGUAUUCUUUAGCCAAGCAUGGUCCAGUCGUUUUGCGACACUUCUCAAGUAGGGAUUCAUUACAUACAGCAAGUAGUGUCUGUGGGCUGGUACAAAAUUCAGAAUCCAAAAGGGCAGCUUGGGAGCUAGCCAUUUUUAUUUAUUUAUUUAUUUUUAUUAAAAGGUAAAUAAUUAUUGGUGUUUUGUGUAAACUAAAACAACACAUUUAUUGAAGAAGGAUGGAAAGUGUGUAUCUAGUCAGCUAACACCUCUCCAAACUCUUCAGUCUGAUACACUGCUGACACAUUAAAGUUUGCCUUCGUUGGAAGGAAAAGUAGCUGUAAUGAUGGUCCCACUUGGAAACAAUUUUAAAUUAACUUUUCAGAAAAUAGAGCCUUGUUUAGUAGAAAUAUGACACAUCUAUUAACACUGAAUUGCAAGUAAAUCUGAAAGAAAUCGUAGUGUGGUAUGCUUUGUGAUUUAUCUGUUUGUCAUGUGAGGCUGUAUUCAUUUUCAGGAAAUAAGUCACAAAUUAAAGGAUUCCUUAUUCAGAAAGUUGCAAAUGGUAAGAAUUCUCAAUUAGCAUAGCCUAAAUUAUUACUAUUUUUUUUUUUAGUUUGGCUCUUAUUUCAUUCCUCAUUAUUUUGUUUCUUUUAUUUUCUAAUGUAUGUAUGUAGAUCACACGAAAAUACUAAGCUUGUUUACUGUGUACAAAUUGUUCUUUAUUAACUUUACCUGAAUUGUGUAUCAGCUCCUAAGAUUACAGUCUGCAAUGUUUGCCUUGUGAUACAAGGUAGGGUAGUGGGUGCAUUACUAAUCCAUUUUCUCAGAAGCUAAUUAAAUUAAGCCUUUCUUCACAAGUCAGCUUUCCCUAUUCACCUGGUUACUUCUGAAGUAAGGUGCUUGCAUGACUGCAAGGAGAUAGGUGUUGAUAUCUGUCAACAUAUGUGAAUGCCCACAUUUUUAGCACCUCAGGACAUUCUAAAAUGCCCUGUCUUUCUGAGAAUUGUAAUUCUCUGUCACAUGUUCCACUUUUUCAUUUAUUUACAAAAUCAGGGAAGUCUGUUGACGAAGGAUGACCAGCUGUUAUUAAGAAUCCUAGGAUGGAUAUAUUGCUUUUAUAAAAUACCUGUAACUGUAGCAAUGAUUCUACCAAUUGAGUGAUCAUACCACUUCCUCCUGUGUCACCUAAUGCCAUGCAUUUAGUUACCAUUUUUGUACAUCUCAUUUAUUUUUUAUUUUUGUACUAUCUGAGAGCUCUUAAAUCUUUAUAUCCGCUCUACGGCUUAUGCACAGUGAGUUGAUGGGUGCAACCAGUUCUUGAACAUCUCCAUAAUCACAGAAUAGAGGGCUCAGGCCAAUCUGAUCCCUGUUGUUCCUGCAAGCCUUGGACUACAGCAUGGUAUGAGGCAGUGUGGAGAAACUUGCAGUAUCAUUUCCAUUUCAGUUCUGUUUUAUAUUUAGACAUACUGGUCAUCUGGAUUCUUUAAUGACUAUUCAAAAUAAAUUGUGAAAAUAAAUGGCAUUACUUUUUAGUUUUAAUGCUGUUCUCUUAUCACAUGCAAAAUGAACAAUUUCCUAAGAAAUACAUGUCAGGCAAGACUUGCAUCUUUUGCAGAUGUGAUUGUCUAUCAGUAUUAGUAUAAAUUAAAUAAUUUUUAACUGUGUUUUUUGAGAACCUCAUCUAUUUAGAGAUUUUAUCAUUUAUAAUAGAGAAUGCAUUGUAUUGGCUUUGCUUUUGCAUUAAAUCAAGUUUCUCAGUAAUUAUAAUAAAUUUCCAAGGUUUAUAUGAGGCAGGAUAUUGGCAUAGUUAUAAAGGCUUAAAUUGAUAUGUCCAUUAAAUCACAUCUUAGGAAGAUUAAUAAUUUCAAAGCCAGUCUUUUUUAUGGAAUAUGUUGUUGAUGUGAUAGUUGUAAUCAGAUUAUAUAUAUACUAUCUUACAGAACCUACUACAAGUCAUAAACCUUCGUGACUGGAUUAAUACAAGUAUUUAGAGAAAGGACAUAACAGUAUUAAAGAUAAUUGGUUCAAAAUUGUGACCCAUUGCUAAGGUACAUUUUUUUUGUAUUACAAAAUGUUUUAUUGUAUAGAGCGAUAUCUGCAUGGUAGCUGACAAAUUAAUUAAUAAGAACCUGCUAAUAAAUGGGGUUGACUGUCUCAGAGCAGCAAGCUAAUAAUAAAUGAGACUCAGUAAGCCCCACGUGAACUACUGAUACUGUCUGUCAGGACAUACUAAUGAUUUAAAAAAUGAUAUUUUGUUAACAGAAUCAGUUAUUAGUGCUUUCAGACAUGGAUGUUGUUCUCUUUGAUUCAAAACAGGCAGGAAUCAUAGUUCUGCUAUAAAUUUCUUGCCAUUUCAAAUGUUCAGCCUACCCCCUUCCACACUUGUGGAGAAUUACAAGAAUAUUUUGUAAUUCUGAGGACAGAUAAUCUGUACCUGUGGAUAGAAAUACAGUUACCUGCUUAUAAUUCCCAAGAAAAGCCUGUGGAACAGCAGUUUAAAAGAAAGAGGAAGAUUUUUUUUCUUUUUUGCAAACACAUUUUUCUCCUUGGAAACAACAAUAUUUCUGUAUUGGAGCUUAUGUCACUUCUGGAAAAGUGGUUAAACAACUCAAGAGAGUAAAGAUUUUUCUCCUUCAAUUUCUGUAGGUUAGGAUAUUUCAGUCAACACCUUGUAUCACUACAUGGAAUAUUAAUUUGAUGAAUAUGUAGCCAUUUCUGUAGUUUCUUAGCAUUAUGUAUUGAAAGAAUAACUUUGAUGUACGAAAUUAUAUAUAUAUGAAAUAUAGAAAUAUCAGUUAAGCUGCUUGGUGUUUCACAUAUUGAAUGGAAGAUAAAAACUUUCUCUACACAGUGGUCUGAUACUGUACAUUUCAUUUAUUUCCUACUCUGCACUAAUUGUACUUUUAUUUAUUCUGUCCAAUUAUAGAUAACAUAGAUAAUCAGAGCAUACUUCUAAUUAAUGAUAGUAGCUUACUUUUUGGUUAAUAAUGGCAUAGAAAACACCAUUGAAAUGUUUAGAGAGGAAUGAAUUUCCAUAUUUACAAAUUGCUGCAAAUAUCAGGACUUAAAAAAUACUUUUUUUUCCAUCUAAACAAAUGUAUUGCAAUUCCAUGUAGGAGGAAUCAGUUUGCUUAACAAGGUUUCAGAACUGCUGUCUGUGUCAUGACAGAAGUUAGACUGUGGUAGUUGGUUUCUUGAGAAAAGUGUUAGCUAUUCAGGACACUAAAAAUUACAGAAAUGCAAAUUUGGUUGAAUAUCUAAUUCUGAAAAGCUGCAUUUUCUUUCUUCCUGAACACUGAGAUAAACAAUUAAGUAUCUUGUAUGUGGGACCAAACCUGCUGGCAAGUAAAGAAGCUGGAUUUCCCUUUUGAUUUUGGGGAAUUUUUUUUUUUUUGUUCCUUUUAAACUGUAAGAAAAAUUGUAUUAAUUCUAAAGCAUAUAUAUGUACAGUAUUCACCUAAGUAUUAAUAAAUGGUUUGUAAUAUUA